This is a messenger RNA of Iphiclides podalirius (scarce swallowtail), 468 nucleotides long. NCBI's taxonomy places the organism in Eukaryota, Metazoa, Arthropoda, Insecta, Lepidoptera, Papilionidae. The record is from the annotation of a GenBank genome assembly.
AUGAAGACCACAUCUGUAAUCCGAUUCACGGUGUUGUCCGUGAUGUUGAACUGCGUGACAUCAAGUUUUCUACCUAUACGCAAACCCAAAGGCCAUUAUGCAAAUUUCAUAGUCAAGUACGGAAACAGCGUUAGCGAAGACGGUUUAAUCAUGAACGCAGCGCUGUCGUGGGGCAAGUGGCAGCAGGAUGAGGAAGAUGUGACCACAGUCAAUCACAUUGUAUUCAACAGAGCUCAAGCGGCUAAGUUCAAGGCGUCGGGGCGCGACGGCAGUCCCUCUGGCGCCGAGGGUACAUUCGAAAUACACGUGGGCGGGAAGAAGAUCGCCGUCGUCGAAUUCAAUAUACCGUACUGGGGUGAUAACGAGCUAAGCAUUCGUAAAUUCGACGAACGAUUUGUGUGCAACCAGAGCGGCUUCACAACCGACCGCUCCCCGACUAUCAAUAUAAAUUGUUUUAAGAUCUCCAGU